This is a messenger RNA of Copidosoma floridanum, 1384 nucleotides long. It is a transcript of the gene Unc-76, whose product is annotated as fasciculation and elongation protein Unc-76. Gene Ontology annotation, cellular component: cytoplasm; axon. Lineage: Eukaryota; Metazoa; Arthropoda; Insecta; Hymenoptera; Encyrtidae. The record is from RefSeq and is a predicted model, not a curated record.
CCAGAACAUUUACGAGACGUAAAUCUUGAAAAACAUUGUUUGAAAAAAAGAAAAUUCAAUACGUCUGCACUCCGUAACACACCUGAUUUGGUUCAAGAAGAGGUAUUUAGCCCUUUUAGUGGAAGCCUUGAAGAUUUAGUUAAUACGUUCGAUGAAAAAAUUACUUCUUGUUUUCAAGAUUAUGAAACCAAUGUUGAAUCUCUUGCUCCAGUACAAGUUCGUUCUCAAGAAGAUAUUAUGAAUGAAUGCCAAAUGUGGUGGACCAUAACUGGUACUUUUGGAACCAUCUUACCAAUAGACUGGAGUAAGUCUUGCUCAAGAAAAAUGCAUGUUCCAGCAUUAAAUCUUAAAAAAACUUCAAAAUCAUGUUACAGAAAUAAAAUUGAAGAUUUAAGUAGUGAAGAUGAAUCUGUAGCUACGGAUCUAGAUUUGCAUACCCUCAUCCUCUCUAGUCGUCACGAUAAUUACGUUACAGAUUAUCCUGUUAAAACAGCUGAUGAGGUUUUAAAAGAAAUAGAUGAUAUUAUUCAAGGUAAUCAGUUAUCUGAAGAUAUAUUGGAUACUUCAUCUUUUAUUGAGAUUGAUGAAGCACUUGAAAGAAGUAAAGAAGUUCUUUUGUCACCUUUACACGAACAGAGAUUACAACAGUUUUCUUCGAAGCAGUUAUCCGAAAUUUUAAUCGAAAUGGAUUCAUUAAUAUCUGCUCUAAGUGAAACCCUGAUAAAUGAGCUUGCUUUAAGAGAUGAAUUGGAGUAUGAGAAAGAAUUAAAAAAUCAGUUCAUAUCAUUGCUACUAGCCGUACAAAACCGUCGAAGACAACACCAUGUUGCUAAAAAACGGAAUCAGAUGUAUAAUGGGAACAGCCCCUUACUGCAACAAAAUUUUCUUCAAGAAUCGAAGUAUUUAACUACCAUCAUUCCUUAUCACGCUGAUAAUAGGAUUCUGGAUAACAAGGCUCUGCAAGUACUUAUUAAAAUUCUGAAGGCAAUAAACGAAGAUAGCCCAACAGUUCCUGCAUUGCUGACUGACUACAUUUUAAAAGUUCUUUGUCCAACGUAAGUGAUCCAAACUUUCCAGCACUUUUGAGUCUCUACUUUUGCCACUACUACAAUAAAAAUUUGAGUGUUGUUGAACAUACCUCUAUUCAAACAUAAGAUAUCUAGUAUAUGUCUCAGAAACCAGUAAUCUCUGCAGUGUAUCAUAUGUGACAAUGAAGUAACUGUUUUAAGCAUACAUUUGGAUUUUCUUCAUUGCACUUAAAUAUGACUAUAUAGUUAUUGGAACAAUAAUCAACUCAGAGCUAUGUGUAUUGCUUUUUGUUUUUUUUUUAAAUAAACUAAUAUGUCAUGGUAAAUAAUAUGCUAUUAAAAUGUUUUUCUGUUAC